AUGGUUAAAGCCAUCCGUGUCAAGCGUCAAGGACCCGAUCGCCCGUCCAUGGUUAUAGCCAUCCGUGUCAAGCAUCAAGAACCCGAUCCCCCGUCCAUGUCUCCAGUCAUCAAUGUGAAGCGGCAAGGACCCGAUCGACCGUCAAUGGUUAUAGUUAUCCAGGACAAGCAUCACGGUUUCGAUCUCCCAGCUAUGUUCAAGUCUCCAGCCAUCCAGGACAAGCAUCAAGGUUCCGAUCUACCAGCUAUGGUUAUAGCCAUCCAGGUCAAGUGUCAAGGACCCGAUCGCCCGGCCAUGGGUAUAGCCAUCGAUAUCAGGCGUCAAGGUUGCGAUCUUCCAGCCAAGUGUUCAGUCAUCCAGGUCAAUCAACAGGAUUCUGAUCUCCCGUCCAUGGUUAUAGCCAUCGAUGUUAGGCGUCAAGGUUCCGAUCUUCCAGCUAUGUGUUCAGUCAUCCAGGUCAAUCAACAGGAUUCUGAUCUCCCGUCCAUGUGUUCAGUCAUCCAGGUCAAUCAACAGGAUUCUGAUCUCCCGUCCAUGGUUAUAGCCAUCCAUGUCAAGCGUCCAGGUUUCGAUCUCCCAACCAUGUUUACAGCCAUCCGUGUCAAGCGUCAAGGACCCGAUCGCCCGUCCAUGGUUAUAGCCAUCCGUGUCAAGCGUCAAGAACCCGAUCCCCCGUCCAUGGUUACAGCCAUCCAGGUCAAGCAUCAAGGUUCCGAUCGCCCGUCAAAGAUUAUAGUCAUUCAUGUCAAGCAUCAAGGUUCCGAUCACCCGUCCAUGCCUCCAGCCAUUCAGAUCAAGCGUCAAGGACCUGAUCACCCCUCCAUGGUCAUAAUCGUCCAGGUCAAGCAUCAAGGUUCUGGUCUCCCCGCCAUGUCUCCAGCUAUCCGGAUCAAGCAUCAAGAUUCCGAUCUCCCCGCCAUGUCUCCAGCUAUCCGGAUCAAGCAUCAAGAUUCCGAUCUCCCCGCCAUGGGUAUAGCUAUCCAGGUCAAGCAUCAAGAUUCCGAUCUCCCCGCCAUGGGUAUAGGUAUAACAAAAAUCGAUGAGCAAUCACACUCGGCUUUAUUUAUUUCUAGUGUUGAAUCCACCAAGAUCAUGCUUCACGGAUCCGGAUUCAUGUCUACUCAUCCACGGCAAUUAUCAGGAUCCGAUUUUCAUGAAUUGUUAUAG
Molecule: messenger RNA, 1167 nt
Organism: Phycomyces blakesleeanus NRRL 1555(-)
Lineage: Eukaryota; Fungi; Mucoromycota; Mucoromycetes; Mucorales; Phycomycetaceae
Exons: 24
Coding region: 1-1167 (388 amino acids)
Source: RefSeq, a predicted model, not a curated record